CUCCCGGUGAGAGCUCUUAUUGAGCUGUGGCAAGAAGGGGCAGUGAUUUUACCUUGGCACCAUGCACUGGGGAGGCCAGCGCAGGCAUUGAAAAAUUAGGGUGUAGAAAAGAGCCCCCCAAACCAACUGGAAGAGCCUUGUGCUUGCCUCUGAAGAAGUUCAGACAGAGGAAAUGACAGGCUCCUUCUCCCCAUUGACCUCCCCAGCUGUCUUCAUUACCAAUCAAUAUGUUCCAGUUGGUGCGGGCUGGACUGGGACAGGUUUUUGGCUGCUCCCUGGCCUGAGCGGUUAUAAAGUAACCCAAUACGCUGCCCUUUCAGAACGACUGCCCAUCCCCACGAGGCAGCAGGACUGUCUUAGCUGGCUGCUACCUCUCAGCAAUUUGUCUCUACACCCAAGUCCACCAGCCUGGUUCAGAAGAUGCAGGAGAAAUUCCCCGUUUUCCUUCUGAUUGCGGCUGGGCUGCUGGGUCUGUCAGGUGCCUCCAGAAAUGAACACCAGGUCAGUGAGCGAUUAGGCCAGAGCUUUCUUGGAGGACUCCAAGCGAGAGCUCUGAGCAGCCCAGUGACCAGUGCAGUGUUUUCCGUUGCAGAAGACGACCCCGCGGAGGUGACCUUUCCAUUUCAGACUCUCGCAGCUGACCCUGCCCGUGGAGCCGCAGCCAGCUUCAGUGCUGCGCGUGCAGAGAUGGCUGAGAAAGGCACAGACCAGCUCCUGGAAGAGUCGAGUAGAAACUCGGAUGGGUCUGAACAGUUGGAAGGAGCCAUGUUAAAUGCCCAGACCUCUGGCUUUUUCACCAGCAUGAGCAGUCCUGUCCUAAGGCAGAAAACAGAGUCCUGGGUUGUGCAGGAUCCAAAUGAGCCACUUCUAGGGAAAGCAGCAAGAGGGGAACAUGCUCCUGCACCCAGACCCGGCACGGCAAGCGCAAGCAUGGUGCAGUCCCGCCCCAGCGGACCUCGGGCAUCUCAGCCCCUCCGUUCUGCCUUUGCAGGCUCCGUGCCCCCGGAUGGGAUCCAGGAGACAGCAGUGCCGAGUGCCAGGGCUUCCCCCGUGACUCGAGCUGUCGAGUCCCACGUGCUUGUCCAAAGCCCAAAGGAGCCGUCAGUGCCUGCUGUCAAUGCCACGCAGGCUCCUGCAGGGCUGGGAGGGGAUCGGUUCCCUGCACUGGGCCCUUCUAGCGACAGGCUGGGGGAGAGCAGUCCACAGGUCCGGCUUGACCUGGCUAGUGUGACCUUAGCGGCCCCAAAGGAGACUCCAGGUCUGGGUGCCAGGGUCACGCCUGUGGCCUUCUUGCAAAAGCCAGUGUCUGGAGGACUUGCCGCGAUCGUUUCCAGGGCGAAGCAGCUGGCACCUGUGGGACUUUCCCCUCCAAAGAGAGCAACGACUGAGAGUCAGACCACCCUGCCCGCCACGUCUGAGCUGAGCACCCCGGGGAGCCCUGACGGCUUGUCUGCACUUCUGGCACCCCCGCCGGGGGAUGCUCCCCCUUCUUUCAUCCCAGGCCCCCCAGAAGUGCCAGCUCCACAGGCCUCGUCACAGUCCUUGCACAAGCUCCGGAGCAGGACCGAUGAGCCCCGGCUGACUUCGGUGACCCGGCCUGUCCCUCUUGGUGAAUUAGGCCUUUCCACGGCAGGCAGAAAGAGCCGGGUAGAGCGCCCAACCUUGGCUCUGCCACGUGGCAUCGGCCGUCAGACAAGUGCCUGUGGCCCUGAACCAGCCAGGUCUCCCGAGAGCAGCAAGGCUGCAGCUGGUCGACCAUCUCCAUUAACCCAGCCACAGGCCCGUGCACUGCUAUCCCAGCCAGUCGCCGCGGGACGAGCGGGGACGUCACUUGCAUCCCCGCGCCGGGGGCAGCUGAGCUCAGCCACCCUUGUAGCCGUGGGGUCCCCACCUCUGAAUAGCGCUGACUCCCCUCGGCCAUCGGGCACCGCUGCCCCAGCUCACUUGGGGCUUCCCGCACCCCUUCUGUCUGCUUCCACAGCCCCUGGGCUCGCGCUGCUCAGAGAUCCUGAUGAGACCGCGAAGCCCCUGGCACAGGGGCUGCUCAAUAACUCCAGUGUCACCAGCACCAGGAACCUGAGUGCUUUCCUUGCCGAGCACCUGCUGCUCCCCGCGUCAGCGCAGUAUCUGACUUUCCUGGUCAGGAGCGCGGAUGACGCGCUGUGCUUGCACCCCAUGCCGAACGCCCCUCCACUGACAGCAGACCUCAAUGCCACCCUCCAGGAAGUCCUGCCAUCAUCCGCUGCGCUGCUCUCUUCCGCGUUAGACCCCACCAGUUUAAAACAGCUGAGUCCUUCCAGCAUCAUUUUGGUGAAGCCUCUGUUUGUCUUUCUGCCUGCGGAUAAGCCAGCACUGUCCAUCCUACCUGCUUCUGCUGAAGAAGACAGGCUGGCGACUGCUUUUUCAUUCGCCAGCCAGCAAGACCGGGGACCGGCUACUCCCUCAAGCGGCCACGGGAUCCUGAAGGAAGUCAGUUCCUCAUCCUCCACGAGUGAGGCUCCUGGAGCUGCAGCUGCCCUCUCCCCUGCUCCCGACCAGCUGCAGAGGCAAGCUGCUUCUCCACCGGUGCUUGCUGCUUUCUCAACUUCAACAAGAGCCAUUAGCCUGUUUGGAUCCCAAACCUUCACGUCCAAGCACGUGCCGUAUCCACUGGGGGAGCUCGGCAUGACAGCACCGCCAUCCCGGCCUGAGAACCAGUCCGAAGGGGCCGCGCUACCUGCUGCCUCGGCCCCAGAGGAGAAUGAGACCAGCUCACUUGUACCAAGGGGAGCGUUUGCAGAGCACCUUAGUGUGGCCCCUCCAGCACUGAGUCUGCCCACCCUGCACAGCCCCCAAAUGUCCACAGAAACACUGCCUGUAGCUGCAAAUCUGAGCACUCCCACCAUUAUCUCUCCGCUUCCGGCAAAGGGAUUCUCUGGUUCUCCAUCUCCAACAUCCGCUCCCCAUACCGAAUCCAGGGUUACGGGGUGGCUUCAGCUCAUUUCAAAGCUAACCCUGCAAAGCGGACCUCCUCAUCUCGGCUCGGUGACUGUGUCCGCCCUUGAUAAGCAACGUUUGGCGUUCUCGGUGGGGAGCACAAACUUCCUGCCCGAGGUGCGCACCAGCCUCGUGCCUUUGCAGUCCAGUCAGUCACUUGGAAAGCCUCCGUCGCAAACUGAAUCCAGACCCAGCCCUGCGCUGGCCUCCUCAGCGCUGUCUGCUGGAAGCAACCGCACAGAUUUAGCAGCGAGCAACGAUACCCCGUCAGAAGAGGUCACCGCACGCCAUGCAGCAACGCCGACACCUGCAGCUUCCACGAAGGCUGACCUCUCCAAGCCCGCUGGAUUUCUUCCCAUCCCACCCAACCCAUUCAGAACGACAGAGAAACCAGCCUUAGCAUCAGGGCCUGCUUCAUUUUCCACUGAGACACAAACAAAUGCAACCGUUUCUGGGACGCCCCUUGGGACCAGUACGCAGACACCGAGGCAGUCCAGGUCUUCUGCAGGGAUGUCUUUAUAUGUGUCUACAAGCGUCCCUAGCUCCUCCACCCUGAAAUCCAGCCUCGCCAGCCUGGAGGUAGCUGGUGGUUUGUCCUCUCUAGUAAACUUAGGAGAAGAGGCCAAGCCCACAGAGAGCGUUGUAGUAAUCAGCAGUGCAAGAAGAGAAGGGAGCAAGGAGCUCUUGGGAACCACCAUCUCUCUGCCAGCUGUACCCAGCCCUGAGACACAGCUGUCAACCGCAGUCAUCCUUGGUCUUAAGCUUGUUCCAGCGUCAGCCCGGCCACCUCUGUCUGCAAGACCAACAACCCUUCAACAAGACCGUGAAUUAGCAUCAGGCAGUGUGCAUCCUCCCUCAUCAAGGUCUCCAUUUGCAGUUAUUAAUGAUCAGGUGACUGCUUUGCUAACGAGCAGGAAAGCAUCUCUCCCUAUGACUUCAAGCAGCAGGUCUGACUUGCUGCCUGCUGUUACCACCUCCGAUGAGGCUAUGACGGCAUCGCCAUCCCCCGGUGAGGCACGUGGAAGACCCGUCACGGAGGGUGGCGUGACAGCUGGCCAUCUGCCGGCUCAGGCCCCGGUGUCACUAUUGCCAGACCUGCCAUCCGGCCGGCCAAGUCACCUUCCAGAGACGGCAUCUUUGGGAGAGACUGGGAAGCUGCUUGGCCGUUUUGAUCUCAGCACUCGGCUCGCGCAGUCCACGGCUUCUGCUACCACAGUUGGGACCAGCGCUUCUGUUGCAACACAACUGGCUUCCACCUCCGACAAACUCAUCGAGAAGACUGCGAGCCAGUUUUCUGUCUCAAAUGCAGCGGUGUCAGAUGGCUUGGAGACUCUUCUAACCACAGACCUGUCCCAAUUCCAACCCACCUCCGAGACCCUUUCUGAUCCCUCUGAAGUCCCAAUGGUCUUCACUUCAGAGAGGAGUCGUCUGCUGGAUGUCACUGGCCUGGAGUCCUUUGAGAGGCCUGCCUUGCACACAGAAGCAGAGCAGGUGGCUAGAAUAAGUGACAUGACUGAGGACACUGCUGGGGACUUGACGACUGCUCCAAUGUGGCUGGAAGCUGAGCCCGUGGCGCUGGAGAACCGGGCAGCUGGGCAGCUGGAUGAUGCUCUUCUGGAUGGCUUUGCGGUCGUGUCCGAUGACACCUGCGGCUCUGGGAACUACACUGCCCGGAUGAGCCUGCGUCCUGCUGCAGAAAUGGCCCCGGGGGCCCACUCACCGCUGUCUUCCCCCGAGACUUUCCUGGCUGUCAUCGCUUUGCAGAGCAACGGCAGCCGCCCUGCGCUGAGGAUCCAGGCGUGCUGUGUGACGCCCACCAGCAGGACCCCCGGCCCGGAGGCUGUGUGCUGUUUGUUCCCCAGAGCUGGCUUCGAGGCUGGGAAACCCCACAGGGUGGCAGCGGCUGGGAGUGAAACCACCUUCCCCAUCCCCACCAGGGUGCCGUUUGACUGCAGGCACAUUCAGUGGCUCCACGGCGGCCAGUCCAGGGCUGCCAGCUUCACCAUCCAGCUGUUCCAGAUGCUGAACCACUCUGUGGCGUAUCUACACUGCGAGCUUAACGUCUGCCUGAGCAGCAGCCCCGGCUGUGAGCAGGACUGCCUUGAAGGCACAGAGGCAGCUUCCCAGCCCAGCAGCAGGAGCAGCUCUGGCAGCCCACACAACCUGGUGUCAGUUGGCCCUGUGAGGAAGGUGAAGAGUGCCUUUCCCUCGGAGCCGGUGGAAGGCCCUGCCUCCAUCAUGAUUGUACCCAUCCUGCUGGGCUCGCUGACUGGCCUGGCCGUCCUGGGGAGCGUUUUUGUCUGUCUCUGGCUGCAUCACAGACGCAAGACCCUAAGCCCUGGCAACCCAUUUCUCAGAGCCACGUCCGGCCUGUGAACUGCAAAGCCCUGGCUGCCCCCCAGCCUCCAGGCUGCCUCCAUUCACACUGGGCUGGCAGUUCAUUUUACUGUGCAUAACGUGCUGCUUUUGUAGAGCCGCUGCUCCCCAGGCAGGGAGGGACUGGCCCCAGGCUGUUAAGUACUCCUUUCCUUUCUUUCCUUCAGCAUGAGAGAGCCCCAGUCCUGCAGAGCAGGAGAGCACGGAGCUGUAGGCACCAAGCAAGAGAGCUCCCCACCCCUCAACCCCCAAAACUCUCCCUGUGUCUCCAGCCCCAUAGGAUGCAGCUCUCCCACCCUUGGGAGCACGGUUUGCAUGGGUGGCUUGGGGAGGCUGUCGCUUGCUUCCUAUUUCAGACUUUGGGCUCUCCAAGUGGAGAAGCAUUGAAGCAGGGUCAGCCUUGAGUGGCACCCUGAGCUUUUUCCCACUCAAAACGCUCCUCCAGAGCACCAGGCAGCCUGGGCCCAAGAAGGAUGAGUAUAGGUAUAGGUAAAGAUAUUGGUAUAGAUAUUCUGUCAUCCUGCCGGGAGCUGUAUGCAGUGGGGCUUUGCGUAGGGGUCCGGAGAGCAGCUCGAAUGGAGGUACUUGCAGGAUGCUCCUAACUCUCUACAGCUCCAAGCAGACAUACCCCAUUAUGAAAGCAUUAGACACAGCCACGAUUAGAGACCGGAAAGGAAGAGAUAGCGGGGUGGGGCUCUUCUAAAGGGUUCCUGAAAUUUUUAUCAAUGGAAAUGCAGAGGUUGAACACAGCAGGCGGGUUAGACAGACAGACGGGAACUAUUUCUCUUCCUUCUCAGCAUUCGGUGCCUCUGUGAGUCAAUAUUGCUUUUUCCAGUUGUUGAAGUCUCUCCUGCUCUGUGAUUUAUUAAUCAAUGUUCUGCUUUCUUGCAAGACUGUUUUUUAAAGCAAGGCAGAAGAACUCGAGAGACUCCACAUGCAUGGGAUUCAUCAGAAACUGUGCUUCCGGAGGGAUUUGGGGUUUUACUUUUAAAGUAGAUCAGCCAUUGUGUCUGUUCCAAAAAACAAAAAACAGCCCCGAGCACUGCAUUUGCACUCUUACAUUGGCCUUUAUGUGGAGAGUCUCUUGGCUGAGGUUUGAAUGCAGGAAGCACCGAGAUCGGUAAGGUAAUGAUUGCAUAAGUGCUGGUGUGAGACCCUAGAGCAGCCAUAGGGAAGAACAGGAAAUCCCUGUAUCGGAAAAAUGCAAAUACCCCCCUGCUCGAUCCCUGCUGUUUUUCCUUCCCAAAAACAAGAGACGCAGAAGAAUUCACCAUCUCCCAAGACACAAGCAGCAGCAGUGAGGAGGGGACCUUUGCUCAUAAAGCCUGGUGAAUCCAGAGAGCAAAAGCGCCUGUUUCUCGUCUUUCCCCCAUGAUCUGGUCUCCGUACACAGGAGCCCCUCGUCGGGUGAUUUUUCACUCCUGAAUCUCCCCUUCUCUCCACGAUGGAGCGCGGAGGUCUCUGCCCAUGCAGCGUUGAGCUCCUGGGCUCUGAUGUUUGUCAAACUCGCAGCCUGGUGCUUGGGAAAUCAUAAAUUCCCACUGCCCCUCCCAGCCCAUGCUUUAUGUGCCAGUGGGUGAGCCCAAGUGCUAGUGGAAAUACAGCAGUUGCUCCCUUGGAUGAAAGAGUUGUAGGCUCCAGACAAGAGCAGCUGAUGGGGCUGAAGAGACAUGUCAAAGCCACUGCAGCUCCAGGUGAAAGGUAGUUUACAGGUGCAUGGGACCCUACAUCUCAGCUUCUCCUAUAUCAGUGGUGUUGCUCUGAGUCUAGUUGGAGGCUUUCCCUGGGGCUGGGAUGAAAUUCCCCCUCUGUGAAUACAGCUGAGCAAGGCAAGUAGCAGCCAGACCUGCCCCGUGACUGCCAGGCUCUGCAGGAGCCUGGGGUCCUGAACCAUCUAGACACAGUCCGUGGAGAUGCCAGUCUCAUCCAUCUUCUCGUUUGAGGUCUAUCUCUGUGUGUGCCCCAGCCAGCUCCAUGUUCCCCCCCAGUAUUUUGAGUCACCUGAGCUUCUCUUGCCUUCCCCUCUAGCACCUGGUGAUUAUAUAUAUUUUUUUUCUUUUUCGAUGUGUCCUCUCCAUUGCAGGCAUCUCUUACAGAGGCCACUGCCCCCCUUGGAGCUGUCCUGAACUUUGCAAGUAAAUAAAUAAAUGAAAUGGUCCAAAUACACCCAGCUUCAGCUGCUGGGCCCGGCGGGGAGUUUGACUCAA
Molecule: messenger RNA, 7559 nt
Organism: Alligator mississippiensis (American alligator)
Lineage: Eukaryota; Metazoa; Chordata; Crocodylia; Alligatoridae
Product: mucin-5AC-like
Exons: 6
Coding region: 421-5352 (1643 amino acids)
Source: RefSeq, a predicted model, not a curated record